Messenger RNA from Arabidopsis arenosa, 698 nucleotides. Lineage: Eukaryota; Viridiplantae; Streptophyta; Magnoliopsida; Brassicales; Brassicaceae. The record is from the annotation of a GenBank genome assembly.
AUAUGCAUAUCUCUGAUCUCUCAUAUAUAUCUGCGACAUCGUCUUGGUGAGAGUAGUAGACAUAAGACAUGGGUGCUCUUGAUUCUCUUUCUGAGUAUAUCUCCGACUACUUCCGCGUCUCCAGAAAUAGGAGGAAGCGUAAAGUCAUGCAGACGGUGAAUAUAAAGGUGAAAAUGGACUGCGAUGGUUGUGAACGCAGAGUCAAGAACGCGGUUUCCUCCAUGAAAGGGGUGAGAUCGGUGGAGGUGAACAGAAAGAUACACAAAGUGACGGUGAGUGGAUACGUGGAACCGAAGAAGGUCUUAAAGAGAGUCGAAAGGACAGGGAAAAAGGCGGAGAUAUGGCCGUACGUUCCCUACAACAUGGUCGCAUAUCCAUACGCAGUCGGAACUUACGACAAAAAAGCUCCGGCCGGUUAUGUCAGGAAAUCUGAGCAGUCGCAGUUGCAGCUGUUGCCGGGAGCUCCCGACGACAACUUCGUUUCUCUUUUUAGCGACGAGAAUCCCAACGCUUGUACCGUUAUGUAAUAAUAGUUUACUCUAGUAACAUGUAACGUUGUAUCAAGCAAUUGGCUCUUUCUCUCUUUUGGUAUGUGUAUGCAUAGAGGAAGAACCAACAUGUAACUUGUGUAAAAAUUUCAAAAUAAGUUAGUGGAAUAUGUAUAAUCAAUGUGUUUUAUAUAAAAGUAUUUUCGAGUG